This is a messenger RNA of Laccaria bicolor S238N-H82, 660 nucleotides long. RefSeq lists its product as uncharacterized. NCBI's taxonomy places the organism in Eukaryota, Fungi, Basidiomycota, Agaricomycetes, Agaricales, Hydnangiaceae. The record is from RefSeq and is a predicted model, not a curated record. The transcript has 4 exons. Bases 1 to 660 code for a protein of 219 amino acids.
AUGGGAGGCGAUGACGACGUACGCCGUUUUCAGAUUGUGGGACGAUCACACCCCGACAUAACUUUUCGAUUCACUAUAUGUGUACCUCCCUAUCUCAGGGUCCAGGAAAUUCACGCCAAAGGACGUGAACGUGACGGUUCUGAGGUUGAUGGUGCCAAGAGCCGGGUUUUCGGGAAGAGGGCGCGCUUCAGAUCGCCUUCCAGAUGUGUUUGGCGUACUGCUGCAACCGCCUCAUCACGUCGUGGUAUCCAUGUCAUUGGGAAUAUGACGCCUUCUUGGAGACGCUGUAUUCGAGGAUUCAAGGAGUUACUCUCUCCUCAACAUCCUAAUUCUGUCAGGUUGGUCGAAAGACUGCUCCUUAACGCGGAGUCCUUUGAGGAUAAACUUUCGAUCGUGGCAACGCUAGCCAUUCGUCUCCACGUCAUGCUCGGAGAGGAUAGAUCGCCUGAGCGACUGGAGACGUUUUUGAUACCAUCAGGAACCGACUUUGAUGAUGAGUUUAUGGAUAAUGAUUACGCUGAGGGGAAUGAGUCGGAUGAUGGAGAUGAGGUGGUCUGCACUUCCGAUAUCGGCCUGCGAAGAGUGACGAGAGAAGGGAUAAACGUAAUCGUGAAACCCAAGGUCAUUGUACCUGCCGUUCUCGAGCAGAUGGGGCUAUAG